Molecule: messenger RNA, 702 nt
Organism: Acanthosepion pharaonis
Lineage: Eukaryota; Metazoa; Mollusca; Cephalopoda; Sepiida; Sepiidae
Source: the annotation of a GenBank genome assembly
AUGUUCUUCUUUGAAUUAGCUCUGCUUUAUAAUGUUUUCGUUUCUCUGUAUUUUGUCAUUUUCUCUAUGUCCGUCUUUUGCUCUUGUUUUUUCUUUACUCUCUUUUUUUCUUAUGUCAUUCUUUUUUUACAUACUUUUUGGUUUCUUCAAUUAUAUUUUUUUUCCGUUUGUAUUCUUUCUUUCUUUCCUUCAUUCUAUUCUUUAUCAUUUCUUUCUUUCGUUCUUUCUUUUUUCCUUCUUCCUAUUCUUUAUCAUUAUUUUCUUUCGUUCUUUCUUUUUUCCUUCUUUCUAUUCUUUAUCAUUCCUUUCUUUCUUUCUCUCAUUCUUUCCUUUUUCCUUCUUUCUAUUCUUUAUCAUUCCUUUCUUUCUUUCAUUCGUUCUUUCUUUUUUCCUUCUUUCUAUUCUUUAUCAUUCCUUUCUUUCGUUCUUUUUUCCUUCUAUCUAUUCUUUAUCAUUCCUUUCUUUCUUUCUUUCUGUGUAUUUUUUAUGUUUGUUUUACCUUUCAUUUCUAUUUCUUUUUCUAUAAAUUUUGUAUUUUCUUUUUCAUUCACUCUUUCUUUCAUUCAUUCAUUCUUUCUUUCUUUCUUUCUACCUAUCACGCUUUCUUUUUUCUUUCUUCAUUUUUUUAUUUCUUUCUUUCUUUUCAAUUUAUCACGUUCUUUGAAUGUUUGCACGUUUCUUUCUUUCAUUUUUUUUUUUUGA